UCUGCAUUUUUGUCUGUCUGAAUGCUAGGAAGGCGAAAAAAGAUUGAGGAGAAGAAGAUACUGAAGAAAUGUGAAAAUCCAACGAACAUUUUCAUGGCCAACGGAAGUCGAUGCAUAAGGAGUUAUAUUGGGACUCCUUUUUGCCUCGAAACCUCGGAUCAAAAUGCUCAUAGUAGAGAAGACAUCCGACUUCCCGUCAGCUGAGUUCUCUGUGGUGGAGGAUGUGACUCUUCAUUUCACCUGUUUGAUGGACAGGUUGAACGAGCAGCGUCUCUUCCAGCCUGACCUCUGUGAUGUGGACAUAGUGUUGGUGCGCCAGCGCAGUACCUUCCCUGCCCACAAGGGGGUGCUUGCGGCCUACAGCCCCUUCUUUCACUCCCUGUUCUCCCAGAGCAAGCAGCUGCGCCGUGUCGACCUGUCUCUGGAUGCCCUCAGCUCCCAGGGCCUACAGCAGAUCCUUAACUUCAUCUACACCUCCCGUCUGUUGGUCAGUAGCCGUAGCGUCAGAGACGUGCUCAACGCCGCCACCCUGCUGCAGAUGACGGACAUUGCAGCUUCUUGCCGUGACCUCAUCAGCAGCCAAUCGCUAAGGGCCGCGGUAGACAACCUGGCCAAUCAGGAUGGCCUGGGAGAUCCUGAUUCCAUGACAACGACCCCCGGCAGUCAGCUGUACCGGGAGAUCAAGCAGGAGGCAGAGUUAGGGAGGGCAGAGUUAGAGAGGGUGUACACUCGGGAGGGGAACAGCCCUUUCUCUGUGAGGGUGGAGGACGGACAUGGAAAGAGCCAGCAGCAUCACCCUCCCUCCUCCCAGACCUCCUCCCAGUCCCAGGCCAAGCAGUACUACUACCAACAAGAGGACAGGGAGAGUGGGGGAGGAGGAGGGAGGGGUCUGUUUAAGCUGGAGGGGGGCGGGGAGCAGAUCAUCGUAGAGGUCAACCUGAACAACCAGACACUCAACGUCUCCAAGGGGUCAGAGAGCAAGGCUGUCGCCACAUAUACCACCGCCACCGCUAUGUUCACCCAGAGGAACGAGGAGGAAGAGGAGAACAAGGAAAAGGAUGAUGAUGAUGAUGAUGGGCAGGUCGGGGAGGAUGAAGAGGAGGAGGAUGAAGAGCAGAGAGAGAGAGGGGAGGAGAUGGAGAACAGCAGUGAAGAGGAUGAAGAGGAGGAAGAGGAAGAGGAGAACAAUGAUAUGAACAUACCAGCAGAGGAGUCUAUUAUGAUGAACAGGCCUCGUCCGGGGACUAGAACCCUGGAGGUCGCCACAACAACCAUGCGGCAGACCCUUGGUGACGCCACCCUUGCCAACCGUCACCAGGGCAGGAAGAGGAAGCAGAACCCUGAGAGUGUAGGUCAGAUGGUCAGACUGGAGGAGAAGCAACACUUCCCCUGUAAGAAAUGUCCCAGAGUCUUCAACAACCGCUGGUACCUGGAGAAACACAUGAACGUCACUCACAACCGCAUGCAAAUCUGCAACAAAUGUGGAAAACGCUUCCUUCUGGAGAGUGAACUACUACUGCACCAUCAGACCAACUGUGAGAAGAGUAUACAGUGUGUAACGUGUGGCAAGGCCUUUAAGAAGCUCUGGUCUCUCCAUGAGCACAACAAGAUUGUUCACGGUUACGCUGAGAAGAAGUUCUGCUGUGAGAUCUGUGAGAAGAAGUUCUACACCAUGGCCCACGUCAGAAAGCACAUGGUUGCCCACACCAAGGACAUGCCGUUCACCUGUGAGACGUGUGGGAAGUCAUUCAAGCGCGGCAUGUCGCUAAAGGUUCACUCUCUACAACACUCUGGAGAGAAGCCCUUCAAAUGUGAGAACUGUAACGAGAGGUUCCAGUAUAAGUAUCAGCUUCGCUCCCACAUGUCCAUCCACAUCGGACACAAGCAGUUCAUGUGCCAGUGGUGUGGCAAGGACUUCAACAUGAAGCAGUACUUUGAUGAACACAUGAAGACACACACUGGAGAGAAGCCGUAUAUCUGUGAGAUCUGUGGGAAGAGUUUCACCAGUCGUCCCAACAUGAAGCGUCACCGCCGGACCCAUACGGGGGAGAAGCCGUACCCUUGCGAGGUGUGUGGUCAGAGGUUCCGUUUCUCCAACAUGCUCAAAGCGCACAAGGAGAAGUGCAUCCGGGUCAGCAACCCCAUGGUAACUGACAACAACGACUCGCUGGGCGUCGACCCCCCCUCCCCAACUGUUUCUGCGGACCCUGCUGCGAUUGGUCAGGUGGUUUUAGGGGCGGUGCUCCCGGGGGCAAUGCACCACCAUGCCACGCCCCUCUCCCUCCCCCUGAUCCACUCCCUGGGGGGGCUGCCCCACACCCGCCCCCCACCUCCCCCUUUUCCACCCUUCUUCUCUGGCAGGAUGGGCUCCAACAUCUAGCUAACGCACUCCGCUCUGCUAACAGACCAGACCGCUAGCAUCCAUCUACUCUACAACGCUCUGCUAACAGACUGCUAGCAUCCAUCUACUCUACAACGCUCUGCUAACAGACCGCUAGCAUCCAUCUACUCUACAACGCUCUGCUAACAGACUGCUAGCAUCCAUCUACUCCACAACACUCUGCUAACAGACCAGACUGCUAGCAUCCAUCUACUCCACAAAGCUCUGCUAACAGACUGCUAGCAUCCAUCUACUCUACAACACUCUGCUAACAGACCAGACUGCUAGCAUCCAUCUACUCCACAACGCUUUGCUAACAGACGGCUAGCAUCCAUCUACUCUACAACACUCUGCUAACAGACCGUUGGCAUCCAUCUAAUCAACAACACUCUGCUAACAGACUGCUAGCAUCCAUCUACUCUACAACACUCUGCUUACAGACUGCUAGCAUCCAGUCAGCCAACCCCCCCGCCCCCCCUCCCCGGACCCCCUGAAGUACUCAGACUAUCUAUGAGAGGAGGGGGUUUUACGGGAGCAGAGCGAGACAUGGAUGGAAGGAGGAUUCCUUCAUAUAACCGCAUCUUAACUCGGCGUUGGUCUCUGUGUGGAUUCUGCAGUCUGAAGAACAAGGCAUCUUUACUCGGCUCUGGUCUCUGUGUGGAUUCUGCAGUCUGAAGAACAAGGCAUCUUAACUCGGCUCUGGUCUCUGUGUGGAUUCUGCAGUCUGAAGAGGUGAAGGAUCAUAGAGAGGCUUCUUGUAACAUAAACAGUAUAAAUGCAUACACCUACCAUGUGGAAAUGUUUUUACUGUGUGGAAUAUUUCACCUCUGCCCUGGCCGUUGAGAGUUCAGAGGGACUUGUAAAAUGACAACAUACAUUACAUCUGUAGUUUCAUUGUUUUCAUUCUGCUUACCACAAAGCCACACCCUUUAAUAAGACCAUGCUUGUAGCACAAUGUAACAUUGGUCAGAUUAACACCUCCUCCGACAAACUAGUUACUGGUGAGAUUAAUGACCCCUUCUCAUAUUAACUAGCUAUUUACUGGGUUGAUUCUGGGGCAUAAACUCCUCCCCUAGUUGGUCUGUGUGGAAGGAGUUCUCUACAUAAGGUUAUAUGUGGAAUGAUUUUUGUAUGACAGAAGGUUCUAGGUGUUCUGUGUGGAAUUAGUUCUCUACAAAAGGUUCUAGGUGUUCUGUGUACAGUGAGUUCUCUCUGAAAGUUUACCUCUCUGUCCUAACAGAGGUAUAUGGUGCCAGACGUCUCCUGCAGAGCCCUGUCUCUCUCUUCUCCUGAUCCUGACCCUCCUCUACCCUACCCUUCUCUCUCCUCCCCUCCUCUAUCUUCAUCCUCCUCUCUCCCCCAUCUUCAGACGUCUCCUGCAGAGCCCUGUCUCUCUCUUCUCCUGAUCCUCACCCUCCUCUCCCCUCUCUCUUUCCCUCCUCUUCAGACGUCUCCCGCAGAGCCCUGUAUCUCUCCUGUCCUCACCAGACGUUGCCUACAGAGCCCUUUCUCCUCCCUUCUCAUCCUCCUCUCCCCUCUCUCUUUCCCUCCUCUUCAGACGUCUCCAGCAGUGCCCUGUCUCUCUCCUGUCCUCACCAGACGUUGCCUACAGAGCCCUCUCUCCUCCCUUCUCAUCCUCCUCUCCCCUCUCUCUUUCCCUCCUCUUCAGACAUCUCCAGCAGUGCCCUGUCUCUCCUCUCCUCACCCUCUAUCCUCCUCUCCCUGUUCUCACAGUGAAUGGACUCUAUUAGCCAAGCCAUCAGAACAGAACAGACCAACAGGAUAGAACCAUCAUUCUCUUAGCCACCUGAAGAUGAAGCAAACUGUUCUUCUGAUCUGUCUGUUAAAACACGUAUCUGGCAUCGCAAUAACCAACUCCCGUGAGCUCACAUGCUAGUGAGAUUAUUAUAAAGCCUCUAAAAUGAA
Messenger RNA from Oncorhynchus kisutch (coho salmon), 4306 nucleotides. It is a transcript of the gene zbtb47b, whose product is annotated as zinc finger and BTB domain containing 47b. The record is from RefSeq and is a predicted model, not a curated record. Gene Ontology annotation, molecular function: DNA-binding transcription factor activity, RNA polymerase II-specific; protein binding. Lineage: Eukaryota; Metazoa; Chordata; Actinopteri; Salmoniformes; Salmonidae. Gene Ontology annotation, biological process: regulation of transcription by RNA polymerase II. Gene Ontology annotation, cellular component: nucleus.